AUGGACAAGGAAGCUUAUGCGCCAUCGACCGUCAGCGAGUUCAAGAAGCUCGUAAACAGCAUAAACAAUACGAUCGACAAGCUGAGGAAGGCGGGAGCUCUUACGAGAAGGGAAGCGUUGGCCGCCAAAGCCAGUGAUACCGCGAUGGCGCGCUUCUACGGCCUACCAAAGGUCCACAAGCAGGGGGUGCCGCUACGCCCCAUCGUCUCCUUACGUGGAACUCCAGCCUUUGGGCUGUCAAAGUGGCUGUACCAGCAACUUUGUUUCCUUACCAAGGAUUCGGAGUGGACAGUGAAGUCGGCUGAAGAGUUCUUGACGCGCAUCAAACAUCUCGAGGUGGAGGCAGAUGAGGUGAUGGUGUCAUUCGACGUGAUCUCAUUAUUCACCUCCAUCCCACCCGCGCUGGCUAUCGACACUAUUGAUGGCUUUCUCCGGGAAAAGUAUGAUGAAACCGACCAACAGCUCAAACGGGCACACAUCAUCGAGCUCCUAGAACUGUGUCUUAAGACCUUCUUUACAUUCAACGGCCAAGUCGACGAGCAAAAGAAGGGGACACCGAUGGGCUCGCCUCUGUCUGGACUAAUUGCCGAAGCAGUUUUGCAGAGACUCGAGCAGCAGGUCUUUAGCUCGUACCCCCCGAUGUUCUGGGCCAGAUACGUCGACGACACGUUCGUUGUAAUCAAGAGGAGCGAGGUGAAGGCUUUCAAGGCAUUGUUGAACUCCAUCUUUCCCGAUAUUCAGUUUACUAUGGAAGAGGAAGUCAACAAUCAGUUGUCCUUCCUGGACGUACAAUUUUGCAGCACGAUGAUUACUUUAAGACUUUACUUUAGUAUUUUUUUUCGAAACGAAAACGCAUUUCGGAAUUUUAGUUGA
Molecule: messenger RNA, 873 nt
Organism: Spirometra erinaceieuropaei
Lineage: Eukaryota; Metazoa; Platyhelminthes; Cestoda; Diphyllobothriidea; Diphyllobothriidae
Source: the annotation of a GenBank genome assembly